AUGGGUGGCAAGUGGGCGGGGUUCUGCAGGACGCUGCGACGCCGGCGGGUUUUCGAGCCAGAGCAGUUGGAAGAGGGGAAUCUGAGAAGAUGCCUAACUGUGUGGGACCUGACUGCGCUGGGGCUGGGCAGCACGCUGGGCGUGGGCGUGUACGUGUUAGUGGGUUCCGUGGCUAUGCACCUCGCGGGACCGGCUAUUGUGGUGUCGUUCCUUAUAGCAGCUGUCGCUUCGUUGUUUGCAGGCAUGUGCUACGCGGAGUUCGGUUCCCGCGUGCCCAAAGCGGGCUCCGCGUAUAUUUACACGUACGUCACCGUGGGGGAGUUCAUCGCUUACGUCGUCGGCUGGAAUAUGAUCCUGGAGGCUCUAUUUGGUACGGCAAGCGUAGCCAGAGGUCUCAGUAUGUAUGUGGACUCAAUGGUUAACAAAAGCAUGUCGGCGGGGUUUGAGUCGAUUGCACCGAUAACUGCUCAGCCGUUUUCAGCGUACUUCGAUUUCUUUGCAUUUGCGGUUGUCAUCGUAUUGGGAGUUCUGCUCGCGGUUGGUGUCCGCGAAUCGACAUCUGUAAACAACGCGUUUGCUCUCGUCAACAUGGCCGUCAUAUUGUUCAUUAUUAUAGCGGGAGCAUUGAAAGCGGACGUGUCGAACUGGAGUAUCCCUGCAUCGCAAGUGGGCGAGGGCUUCGGCACCGGGGGCUUCGCCCCGUACGGGGUGCGUGGAGUGCUGCGGGGGGCGGCCGUGUGCUUCUAUGGGUUCGUGGGAUUUGAUACCAUCAGCUCGACGGGGGAGGAGGUGAAGGACCCUCGCCGCUCGAUCCCCACAUCUAUCCUGGCCGUGCUGGUCGUCGUGUUCCUCGCGUAUGCCAGCGUGGCCACAGUGGUCACCAUGAUGGUGCCCUACUACAUGCAGGACGUAGUGGCGUCAGUGGCGAGCGCAUUCAGCCUCGUGGGGUGGGAGUGGGCGCGCUGGAUCGUGUCCGUUGGGGCCGUGUUCGGGAUCUCCGCCAGUUUAUUCGGCGCCCUGUUCCCGCUGCCGCGGCUGCUGUACGCGAUGUCGUCUGACGGUCUGCUGCCGCACUGGCUCGCAGCACUGCGCAACAAGGCGCCCGUCGCUGCCACUCUGCUGCCCACUGCUGUUAUUGCUGUGCUGUCGGCCAUUUUGGAUUUACAAGAGCUGGUGAUGAUGAUGUGUGUUGGGACCCUCCUCUCCUACACCAUUGUGGCCGCUUGUGUCAUACUGCUUCGAUACCGCUCUGAUUCAUCGUCAACAAGCAAACGAAAUUUUGUGAAAAUAGUUCUGGGAUACGGCGAGAAAUAUCCAACUAAGACAACAUCCAAUUUUAUCAAAUUCAUAUUAGUUUUGUUUGCGAGCGUAUGUCUCGCCACAGCUCUAAUAUUGACCCGUGUGGAAAGGCCGCUGAUUCCCGCCGCCAUCCUGCACUGCGCGGGCUUUUUGCUGAUCGUUGUGAUGGCUCUGCAGCCGCAGAAUAAGGAGGAGUUGGCUUUUAAGACUCCCCUUGUGCCUCUCAUCCCGUGUCUCAGCAUGUACGUGAACAUCAACCUCAUGAUACUCAUCAGCGUACACACUUGGAUACGAGUCCUUGUUUGGAUAGCUAUUGGAAUACCAAUAUACAUAAUUUGUGUCUGUUGCUACAAGAGAAAAGAAGAGUGCGGAGGAGAUGAAGAAGAGUCGCACGUGGGAAAGAACGGAAAGCCUGCCGUUCAGAUAUUUGUCGAAUCGCCUACACCUCCCGAUACUAUAAACCAUAGUAGCAACGGAGGUGACCGUAAUGCGGAACAGAAAGAGAGCACGCUGGUUAUACAACAAGAGAAUAUUAGAAAAAUGCCAUUCAUUACGGAAGACAUAAUAGUACAGCAUGCGUAUAUCGAAGAUAAUGAAGAGAAAGAAGCGAAAAUCAUAGAUUUACUCGAUCAGGUUAUUCAAGCCGAGGAAGAAUCGUAUGGAGAGAUCAUAAGUUUAAAAGAUCACACUGAAGACGAAGAUGACGCUUCAAUUGCACACGAGCCUCAUAGGAAGUCGAUCAGUGAACUGUCGGAUGCCGGUUCAGAUGCAUCUAUGGGUAAUCAAGUAUUAUCUAAAUAUGAUGUCAUAGCGCAAGUACAUAGAGAAGAUUUGCCCAGACUCGAAGAAGAGGAGGAGAAAAGCGAGAAACCCAUUGAAAAUGCCGAUAUUGGAACCAUCGAUACAGAUGAUGUGGAAAACGACACUGUUAUAAUUAGAAUAAAUAAUGCGGACGAAGAAAAUAUUGAAGAAUUAAACGAAAGUGAUAACAAUUCGAGAACUGAUGAGUCAGGUUAUUCAGAUACUUUGGAUAAAACGCCUCUCAACGAAUUAUUCGAAGAAAAGGAACAAUUCCAUAUACCAGUACCACCGCCGCUCGAUGAAAAUUUCUUCACCAGUCCCAACUUUAAAAAGUCGUACACAAUUUCCUCUAAACCAACCAAGAUGAGAUCUAAAGAACUAGAAGAAGAGGCUAAACCUCGUGAAAGCGUUCAAUCGAACGGCUCCUGUGACGACGGGCCGAUGAUAUUUGGCAGCGACAAACAGAUCAACUUCAUGUCCAAACUGAACAACAUUUUCCAAAACAAAAUGUCUUCUGAAAAUGAAAAUGAAGAUGAAAAGAGGACACGCUCUCAUUCGACAGGCAACGUGGUGGAGCAUACUGACAUAGCUGCUCUGAGCCGGGAAAGACCACAACUGUUUUACGAUUUGAAAAAAGAAAUAAUUUCAAAGGAAACAGCACAAAAUCUGAAGCCGGUGAACGCUGAAGAGAAAGAAGCUGAACCAGAACCUGAACAAGAUAACGUCAGUUUGAAUAGAGAAGAAUUAAAGUCGAAAUUAGAGAAUAUUUUCGCAUCGGGUGGACCUCAGCCGCUUAAAUCAAGGCUGAUGAAGUCAAACCCGCCCACUCCCGAAGAGGCGUAUCAAACGGACACAUCGAGUACUGAAAGCAUACCAAAGAUGCCGAAAAUGGAGAAAAACGAUACUUUAAAAAGGCAGAAAGCGAAAUUCGGGGAAGUGCUGAACUCUUUCCGAUUAACUCUAAAAGACGAUCAAGUGUAG
This is a messenger RNA of Zerene cesonia (dogface butterfly), 3081 nucleotides long. Its product is annotated as high affinity cationic amino acid transporter 1-like. The record is from RefSeq and is a predicted model, not a curated record. Bases 1 to 3081 code for a protein of 1026 amino acids. The transcript is spliced from 14 exons. Gene Ontology annotation, cellular component: plasma membrane. Lineage: Eukaryota; Metazoa; Arthropoda; Insecta; Lepidoptera; Pieridae. Gene Ontology annotation, molecular function: amino acid transmembrane transporter activity. Gene Ontology annotation, biological process: amino acid transport; transmembrane transport.